ACUGUGAACCAGGGGCGGACUGACCAUUUGGAAACUUGGGCACUGCCCAAGGGCCUGGGGUCAGUAGAGGGCCCCAUGAGAUGCCCCGGUACCUUUUUUAAUAGGCUUUUUUGAGUUUGGGCAAGGACACAGAGGCCCCAUGAUCCCUUAUUGCCCGUGGGCCCCAUGAGUUGUCAGUCCGCCCCUGCUCACAAUGAUGACGUUUUUUAUGUACUUGCGCUUACUCUCUCAAACUACGAAGUAUCUGAAAUGCAGAAGAUAUCUAAUCAGAUUCAG
This is a messenger RNA of Staurois parvus, 276 nucleotides long. The record is from the annotation of a GenBank genome assembly. NCBI's taxonomy places the organism in Eukaryota, Metazoa, Chordata, Amphibia, Anura, Ranidae.